AGCAUAGAAUAAAUAGUCAACAAUGCAGAAUAUAUAACAAUGACAUGAUAAGAAUAAGGGUUCCUAUUUUAUGAGUGUGUGUGUGAACAGCAUGUGUGUACCUAGCCAUGGUGUUUAAUGCACAUCAGGUGAUAUAUAAACUACAUGACCUGUGAGCAGCUGCAGGGGAAAGACUUCAGGACAGACGACUUUGUGCAUUGUGCUUUUUAUUUCAUCGUAAGUGAGAGAAAAGAGACAGGCUGCUGAGGGAACAACAGUUUAUAGCUGUUAUAAUUAAUGGCAGAUACCAGGACCUUCGCAGAUGUGAAGAAUAUAGUUCUUUCUGCCCACAAAAAUACAGGGCCCAAGGAGAAGAUUGAGUUCUUCAACACCUGGGCUGAGAGCUAUGAACAGGAUACCGCAAUAUUGGACUACCGUGCUCCUUUUUUAGCUGCAGAAUGCAUUGCUUCAUACUUCACCAGCGAGAAAGAGAGAGCCAUUAUUCUGGAUGUGGCAUGUGGGACAGGGCUGGUCUGUGGACAUCUGAGGAAAAUGGGGUUUCGUAACUUUGUGGGAGUGGAUGGAAGCGAGAAAAUGUUGAAUUUGGCCACAAAAACAGGCCUUUAUCAGGAGCUUAAGCAGUGCAUGCUGUGUGAGGAUCCCUUGCCUGUACAAGACGAGUCAUAUGAUAUUGUAGUAAUUGUGGGAGCUCUGAGUACUGGGAACGUGCCAGUGGCGAUCAUCAAGGAGCUCUGGCAAGUCACCAAGCCGGGUGGCUAUGUGUGCAUGACUACAAGAGGAAAUGCUGAUAAUCUCGAGUACAAAGCAGAGCUGGAACGUGUGAUUCAAGCGAUGGAGGAAGAAAAGAAAUGGAGUCGUCUAGCUGUCAGUGUAGUGGACAAGUGGGAGAAGGCGGUGUCUGAACACGAGUGUGGAUACAUACCUGGAGUCGUUUAUCUCUAUCAGAAAGCUUAUUAAAUACAGAUGUGAUUGUGCUAGAAUAGUGCUAGGAGCUGGGAGAAAAGACACGUUUUACAUAUGAAUGGCCUUUAAAUAGUAGCAGUAGACUAACUGUGACUUUAUGUGUAAUAUUUAGGCAGGUGAAUAGGACAAAAACAAUGACUAAUAAAAACAUUUAAAGAGAGA
Molecule: messenger RNA, 1125 nt
Organism: Pangasianodon hypophthalmus (striped catfish)
Lineage: Eukaryota; Metazoa; Chordata; Actinopteri; Siluriformes; Pangasiidae
Gene: mettl27
Product: methyltransferase like 27
Exons: 7
Coding region: 277-957 (226 amino acids)
Molecular function (GO): S-adenosylmethionine-dependent methyltransferase activity
Source: RefSeq, a predicted model, not a curated record